Motacilla alba alba is the source of this 2267-nucleotide messenger RNA. RefSeq names its product mucolipin TRP cation channel 3 (gene MCOLN3). NCBI's taxonomy places the organism in Eukaryota, Metazoa, Chordata, Aves, Passeriformes, Motacillidae. The record is from RefSeq and is a predicted model, not a curated record. Gene Ontology annotation, cellular component: lysosomal membrane; plasma membrane. The transcript is spliced from 14 exons. Gene Ontology annotation, molecular function: NAADP-sensitive calcium-release channel activity. Bases 444 to 2120 code for a protein of 558 amino acids.
CUGGGGUGCCGCGGUGAAGGGCCAGCGGCUGCCGGCCUGGCCGGGGGAGGCGGUGCGGGCGCGGUGCGGGCGGCUCCCGCCUCGGCCCCUGAGCCAUCCGCAAGGCUGCGGCAGCCCGCGGUGCCGGGAGCCGCCGGCAGCGGCUGCAAGGGGGGGCGGCUGAAGGAAGGGCCCGGGCCGGGCCGCAGUGACCGCCCCCGCUGUGCCCGCCCCGGCUGCCGAGACCCCGGCCCGGGCUGUGGGGGAGCAGGGGGCUGCGCCUGUGGGAACGGCGCCCAGAGCCCACCGUGGGGGCCAGAAGUGGGUUUGGGUUUGUUGGUGUUUGGGGGUUUUUAUUUUUGGGGUUUUUUUUUGUUUUAAAUCUAGCACUGAUAUUGACAGGACUAUUGCAUUGGCAGAGUAGGGCUUAAUUUUAGAAAUGCUGGAUCAGCUGUGAGAAAGAAAUGGAGAAUCCUGAAGUGACUGUGAGCAGCUGCAGUGCACAUGACGAUGAAAACCUUUGCAGCUACAAACGACACUCAUCAGUAUCACAGGAGGCACUUUUGGAAGACCAGCUUAGAAGGAAGUUAAAAUUUUUCUUCAUGAACCCAUGUGAGAAAUUUUGGGCCCGGGGCAGAAAGCCUUGGAAACUUGGGAUUCAGUUACUCAAAAUAGUAAUGGUUACAGUUCAGCUGGUGGUUUUUGGAUUGAGCAACCAAAUGGUGGUUGCCUUCAAAGAAGAGAACACUGUUGCAUUCAAACAUCUGUUCUUGAAAGGAUAUAUGGACAGAAUGGAUGAUACCUAUGCUGUAUACACACAAACAGAUGUCUAUGACCAGAUAUUCUUUGCAAUAAACCAGUAUCUCCAGCUGCCCAACAUCUCUGUUGGAAAUCAUGCUUAUGAGAAGAGGGGAGCAGAAGAGACACCUCUGGCUGUUUGUCAGCAGUUCUACAAGCGAGGAAUCAUCUGUCCUGGAAACGACACCUUUGAUAUAGACCCAGAGAUUGUGACUGACUGCUUGUACAUUGAGCCAACGACUUCACUAGACAACAAAACAAUGGGAAAGCACAAUUUGAAUUUCACUCUGGAUUUCCCCAGGCUGGUGGCAGUGCAGCUCAUGUUCAAUCUGAAGGCAAUCAACCUCCAGACCGUUCGUCACCACGAGCUCCCCGACUGUUACGAUUUCACUCUGCGGAUCGUGUUUGAUAAUAAAGCACACAGUGGAAGAAUUAAAAUAAGUCUAGACAAUGACAUAGCAAUCAGGGAAUGUAAGGACUGGCAUGUUUCUGGAUCAAUACAGAAGAACACUCAUUACAUGAUGAUCUUCGAUGCUUUUGUCAUAUUGACUUGCCUGGCUUCAUUGAUCCUUUGCACACGAUCGGUGAUUAAAGGAAUUUGGCUCCAAAGGGAAUUUGUAAGCUUUUUCCUGUAUUAUUAUAAGAAAGAAGUAUCUUUCAGUGAUCAAAUGGAAUUUGUCAAUGGAUGGUACAUCCUGAUUAUAGUUAGUGAUGUCCUAACUAUCAUUGGAUCAACUCUAAAGAUGGAGAUACAAGCUAAGAGUCUGACAAGUUAUGAUGUCUGCAGCAUACUCUUAGGAAUAUCUACUAUGCUUGUGUGGCUUGGAGUCAUUCGCUACCUAGGUUUCUUUCAGAAGUAUAAUCUUCUCAUCCUAACACUGCGAGCAGCAUUACCCAAUGUAAUGAGGUUCUGCUGCUGUGCUGCUAUGAUCUACCUGGGCUAUUGUUUCUGUGGAUGGAUUGUACUGGGGCCAUACCACGUGAAGUUUCGCACUCUGAACAUGGUUUCUGAAUGCCUUUUUUCAUUGAUCAAUGGAGAUGACAUGUUUGCCACCUUUGCAGAAAUGCAGCAGAAAAGUUACUUGGUUUGGUUAUUCAGUAGGAUCUACCUCUAUUCCUUCAUCAGUCUGUUCAUCUAUAUGGUGCUGAGUCUCUUCAUUGCACUCAUUACAGAUACAUAUGAAACAGUCAAGCACUACCAGCAAGAUGGCUUUCCAGAGACAGAACUUCAGAGAUUUAUAUCACAGUGCAAAGACUCACCAAACUCUGGGAGGUACAGGUUAGAGGAGGAAAGUUCUGCAUCUCUGUUCUGUUGUUGUAAUGGUUGUAGUGGACAUAUUUAAUGGAUUGUGGGAGUGUAUCAUGGAGGCUUUAAAGCAGCACACAUUGCAAGAACUUGACAAUGGAGUUGGUGGAAAACCUUAUUUCUGAAGACUUAAUUUUCUUUUCUCAAAAAACAGUGUAAGCCUAUGGCAGAAGUUUAUGCUAAA